Molecule: messenger RNA, 3355 nt
Organism: Doryrhamphus excisus (bluestripe pipefish)
Lineage: Eukaryota; Metazoa; Chordata; Actinopteri; Syngnathiformes; Syngnathidae
Gene: tdp1
Product: tyrosyl-DNA phosphodiesterase 1
Biological process (GO): DNA repair
Cellular component (GO): nucleus
Molecular function (GO): single-stranded DNA binding; double-stranded DNA binding; 3'-tyrosyl-DNA phosphodiesterase activity
Source: RefSeq, a predicted model, not a curated record
UAUUGCAAGUGACCCGGAAGUUAUUUAAGACAAAACGUUGUUGUUUAACGCUAUGUUGAAGAACUGACGCAACACUUUGAUGUCAAAACAUCCGCCCAUGCUUCACUUUGUAAAAAACUACUUUAGGUCUCAUUUCGGACUAACUCCAACCUUCUGGACGCGCAAGUACAAUAUCUGGAAUUUUGAAGUACAACGAGAGGCAGUAGUUGAGUGUUUUUGGUCAAUAUUAUGAUUGUUUUUGGAUGCCACGACGACAAGCUAGCUAGUUGAGAACUGCCUAGUUAGCUCCCGUACUUAACGAGCCACACGCUGACUGAAGAAAGACACAAAAAGUAAUACCGACUUUAAUUCAUAUAAAGCAUAACAAGUAAUAAUUUACUUACACGGAAGUUGGGAGAUGUUGCAUCCACCAAUACAAUUCAAGUUUCCAUGCCUUUAUUAUGUGUUUUUAUUUUGCUAGCACAAUAACUUACAUAGACGCCGAGUUAAAGGGCACUUUCAUUUAAGAAAAUUAUGUUAAUUUACAGAUGAUUCAGAGUACAUGUGAGGUUAAAUGGCUACCAAAUCUAUUCUUAGUCAUGUUUUACCCAUUUGUCAGGUUGACACGUAACAAUGCUACCAGCUGCCGAGCUAGCUAGCUAGCCGGCUAGUUCGCUGUCACCCGGUUGCCUGCUGAUAAGUGACGUAUACAAAAAAAAAAGAUUAAAUGUGCCACUCACCUAAUGGCGGGUUACUCGCGUUGAUGAUGAGGUUUAACGCCAUGGUGUAAGAUCCAAGGGGGGGGGGCGUCAAUCGCAAAGAGCCAGCUAGCGAAAUAAGUGUACAGAGCCAAGGCAAACCCGUCACACUCGCCACCACUCACGGCAAGAGGAGCGUGCGUAGCUUCUUCGCCUUUCAUUUAGAUGCUAGCUCAUUACUGCUUCCUGGCGGUCAUCUAGUGAAUUGCAAACAACACCGGAAUGUUUUUGCGCAGGGGACUUUUCUAGUCGGACUCAUAUCCUCAACGCACAGCUUUUCUAUUCUGUUGUCUAUUGGAAGCUUGUUUAAUCGACUGGAAACUGUCUGCUGUACAGCAACUCGCGGUAAAAUAUGUAUCAAUCUUCUUCUUUAGAUCGAUAACUAUGUUUCUAAUUUAUUCCUAGCGUACCAAUCCGUUCACCGUCGCCAUUGAAUAACAACGUUUUAAUUGCAAUAACUUAAUUUUGUUAUUUUCUGGAUUCUAAUGCAACAGGACAUUGAUAUUGAGUAAUCUACAUGCACAACCUGCGGUGGACAAUGCUCAUAUUGUUGUUAUUCAUUGAUAUUAGUGUUUUUAUUUUUAUUAUUAUUAUUAUUAUUAUUAUUAUUAUUAUUAUUACUCAGCAUGGAUUGUUUGUUGAUGCUGCAUUGAAGAUAAUUAAGUUGUGUGCAGGCAUGUCCCAGGACAGCCAACACGGCAAGUGGAGCGUCUCCAGCAGCGAGGAUGACGAUGACGAGCUUCCUCCAUCGGGGACGACAUCCAAACCCCGUCAAGCGACGCAGUCCAACCACACCACAUCCUCCGCGCCAAAAACCGUGUCCGUGACGGCCCCCGUGGAGGUGAAAGCAGAACCGGAACCUUCCCUGAUCGUCGGCUCCCAGGCCAGACAGCAGGCAGCGAGGAACCAAUCCAACCCAGUUAAGUUUGAGUCGCCUGCGGCGGGAAAGAGGAGGAUGGAAUCGUCGGACGGUGCGGGUUGGGCGCUCUCUGACAGCGAUGACGAUGACGCAGAGAAGAGGAAGAGGAGCGAGUCGUCGGUGAGGAAGCCUGCCAGUCCCAAACGUAAGAAAGCCAAGGUGGAGACGGAGCGCCCACCCAGUCCGCACGGCCGCGUCUACUACAUCGACGAGCCCGAUGACUUCUUUGAAGCCAGCGUUCCUCGUCUGGACGACACUUUUAGGUUCUACCUGAACAAGGUGACGGGUCUGGACAGGAAGUACAACAGCGGAGCGCUGCACAUCAGAGACAUCCUCUCUCCGUUGUUUGGCACCUUGAAGGCAUCGGUUCAGUUUAAUUACUGCUUUGAUAUCGCCUGGAUGGUUGAGCAGUAUCCAGCAGAGUUCAGGGAUCGUCCCGUCCUCAUCGUCCACGGGGACAAGCGUGAGGCCAAGGCUCGGCUUCUGCAGCAGGCUCAGCCCUUCCCUCACGUUCGCUUCUGCCAGGCCAAGCUGGAUAUCGCUUUUGGAACCCACCACACGAAGAUGAUGCUGCUGUGGUACGACGAAGGCUUCAGAGUCAUCAUCUUGACCUCCAACCUCAUCCGAGCCGACUGGUACCAGAAGACACAAGGGAUGUGGAUGAGUCCUCUGUUUCCACGGUUACCAGAAGGCAGCAGCGACACCGCCGGCGAGUCGCCCACCUACUUCAAGAGAGACCUCCUGGAGUAUCUGGCGGCGUAUCGGGCCCCGGAGCUGGAAGAGUGGAUACAGAGGAUCGGAGAACAUGACCUGUCCGAGACGAGGGUGUACUUGGUGGGCUCCAUCCCUGGCAGGUACGUUGGGCCCGACAUGGAGCGCUGGGGCCACCUGAGGCUGAAGAAGCUGCUGUACGAGCACACCCGCCCCGUCCCGGACGAGGACCGGUGGGCCGUGGUGGGCCAGUUCUCCAGCAUCGGCUCCAUGGGCGCCGACAAGAGCAAGUGGCUGACGGGGGAGUUCCAGUGCACCCUCGGCACUCUGGGGAAGUCCUCGCUGUCGCCCGACACGCCCCUUCACUUGUUGUAUCCCUCGGUGGAAGACGUGAGGACCAGUCUGGAAGGCUAUCCUGCGGGGGGUUCUCUCCCCUACAGCAUCCAGACAGCUCAGAAGCAACUUUGGCUCCACUCUUACUUCCAUCGGUGGCAAGCGGACGCAACCGGUAGGACUCACGCCAUGCCGCACAUCAAGACGUACAUGAGGUUGUCACCAGACUUCACUCAGCUGGCCUGGUUCCUGGUCACCAGUGCCAACCUGUCCAAAGCGGCGUGGGGCGCUCUGGAGAAGAACAACACUCAAGUGAUGGUUCGAUCCUACGAGCUCGGGGUCCUCUACGUGCCCUCGGCUUUUGACUUGAAGACGUUUACGGUACAGAAAAACCCAUUUCCUGUUUCGUCAUCGUCCUCUGGUUUCCCUGUGCCUUUUGACCUACCACCGACAUGCUACUCGGAGAAAGAUCAACCUUGGAUCUGGAACAUUCCGUACAGUCAGGCUCCUGACACUCAUGGAAACGUUUGGGUUCCUUCCUAAGUGUCGACUACACUAAACAUACUUUUUUUUUCCUGUAAACGUUCGUUUUAUAUUCUAUUUUUGUAUACAUUUGACAGUACUGUACGCAAUAAAAUGUAGCUGCUCACAAUGA